CACUGGUACUCUUGUGUUGCCAUGUUGUUAUGAUUCGGAAGAGAAAAGGGGGACUUGUUCGACCGAGCCGACUCCCGAAUUUGUGACUGGUUGAUCAAAGUUCCAAAGUGGAAGACGGAGUUGGUCAACGCGGAAGGAGUAGCGGAUAUCCUCCUUCAUUCCGCGAUCGGGUUCGCUCACGUAAAUCGCAUGAGCAUGCGCCAGGUCGGCUUGAGGCAUAAUCUCAACCUCCGACAAGGCUUCUCUCUUGGACCUGCAAGUGGGCCCCAUCGUCAAGCACAGAAUGUCAAAGGCUUCGGCUGGAAUGCGACUCCGGUCGAGAUCCAGGCUGCCAACAGUCUCUGCGACAUGUUCCGGCUGCUCAUACCAAUCAAGAACUUGAGCCCCGUGACCUCGAGGGGACUUCUCAGGCCUGCCCUUGCCUACUUGGACGCUUGCGUCUUCCUAGGCCUCGACACGCCCGCCAUCAGGGAAAAGCUCAACAUGAUCGUACAUAUCCUGACCGUGCACGGGGAAAUAUGGCCCAUUUCACGGAAGGUUGCCGACGAGGUUAGGGAGAUAAUCAAGGAGUAUAUCCCAGCGUCCUCAAGCUCGCACCAGGAAAUAGAGGUUUCAAGGAGGUCGCCUUGGGCACUGGCUUCGGGUGCGGAUGUCGAUGUUAUUCCUAAUGCCUGGCUGCUCCCUGAUUUCGACCUGACGCUCUAUCCUGAGUUUGAUCAUCUGGAUCAGUGGACAAUUCAAGGCAAUGAGAACCACCAUAUUAAUGUCUAGGUAGGAUACUGAGACAGGCUUGCGUGAUAGAAAUGGCCGAUCUGUUAACAUAAUACGAGGAGUUCGGGAAAGUAAGUCUUCAGUCCAAAAAUACCAACCGUGGUUAAAUCAGGAUGCAUUGGGGGUGGUGCUGAUGGUGGGAUUGACUCUCAGGAACCUGCAGCUACGGAAGGGCUACAUGGGGACAGCGGGCUCAGGCCCUGGUAUCAAUGGUCUUUUUAGGGGGCGUCGGUGCGAGUACCCAGGCAUCAGGAAUACAGCAUGUUAAGCGGGCUUUGAUUUCAUGAAAAGAAACCAGCUAGGCGAUAAUUAAUAUGAAUUGUUAACCAUCAGAGCUGGUCGUCUGAAUGUAAGUACGAACAGGUCUGGGUCUAAGAUGGAUGA
Molecule: messenger RNA, 1155 nt
Organism: Pseudomassariella vexata
Lineage: Eukaryota; Fungi; Ascomycota; Sordariomycetes; Amphisphaeriales; Pseudomassariaceae
Exons: 2
Coding region: 190-771 (193 amino acids)
Source: RefSeq, a predicted model, not a curated record